Messenger RNA from Puccinia graminis f. sp. tritici CRL 75-36-700-3, 1023 nucleotides. RefSeq lists its product as uncharacterized. Lineage: Eukaryota; Fungi; Basidiomycota; Pucciniomycetes; Pucciniales; Pucciniaceae. The transcript is spliced from 8 exons. The coding region runs from base 1 to 1023 and encodes 340 amino acids. The record is from RefSeq and is a predicted model, not a curated record.
AUGCUAGUCUACAAAAUGCAACAGGCUCUCUUAAUGGCCAUCUUUCUUUUCGCUAGCGUUUCUCUUGCGGUCGGCCCAGUCCCAGGGAUGGGGUCAGUCGUGGAAGAAAGAAACGGCGCUAACACCAACUCUGGUGCAGCCGGCGGCGCUCCCAAACGGAUCUUCGAUUUCACCUUAACACCCAACAUGAAAACUGCCGACCUUGAUAACCCACAAUCGGCCUUGAGCAAACUGAUUGCCUACAUUGUCAAAAGCGCUGCGAAGGCAUCGACAUAUGUCUCAAUCCUCCACCCAAGCAACGCGGCCUCGCAAAUCCAGCUGGCGAUCCGCGACGAUUCCAUCUUUAUUCCAGGUGGCAACCCCGCCAAUGCUCAGCACGGUUUCAGGCGAACUGAUGUCAAUCCUGCUAUUGACAAAGCUACCACUCUCACUGGUAUCACAACUUGGUAUCAGACCAUUCGAUUGGACUCCAAAGCACCACUCGUACUUACCCAUGGAUACUUAUUUGCUAGCAUUGAAGUACCUUCUGGUGACCACAUUUUCGACAUCUUCGGCGGGUCAAAUUUCGAUCCUCAAAACACCGACCACAAGCCCACCAGCAACAGCCAAACAAUCAGGGUGCGAGACUUCAACACCAAGACCCUACUAUCGCUCCCUCUGAAGUACGAUCAAGACUAUAACUUUGCCGUCACCGUUGACUGGACUCAAAAUACGCUCACAGUCUACUCAUCCAUCGGCAAUCAGCCAUUACAAAAGGCCGGAGGUCCCUUCCCCAAUGACCCUAAGGCAAUGUCCCCGGAGUUCAAGCAAAAGGGAGAAUACCACAUUCAAUUGAUUAAAUUCCCUCUCGCUGAUGCCAAGGUCCCAGUUGCCAAACGCCUCGACACACCCCACUUCGGUUUCCAAGAACCUAUCAAGCAAGAACAUGUUACUUUCUCGAACGUCUACGCCACCGCGGGCAAAGAGAUCGAGCAACCGAAAUUUAGCGGCUCGAAAAGCAAGAAAAUCAAGCGCAGUGACUGA